Molecule: messenger RNA, 1323 nt
Organism: Engraulis encrasicolus (European anchovy)
Lineage: Eukaryota; Metazoa; Chordata; Actinopteri; Clupeiformes; Engraulidae
Product: cGMP-gated cation channel alpha-1-like
Exons: 8
Coding region: 836-1285 (149 amino acids)
Source: RefSeq, a predicted model, not a curated record
GUGGUAGAGCACCAGACACAAGGUGCGUGCGUAUACGAUGCAAUAUUGACAGAACCACAAGGUGCGAUCUUCCAAACUUCUAAGUUGAGGUCGUGGGAGAGUCAUGAAAAAUACUAAUGAGAGCCCCGUUAUGGUAUCUGCCCCCUAUAUGAUGCGUUCCUCCAGUAUCACUCCGCUAGCUCUUUUUCAAGUAUCUCACUCUGUCACAUGUGAUUGCUUGCAUAAUUUACUGUAAAUCACACAGCAAGCAUGUCCCCCGGCCUAGAGGUGAUGAUCCACUUCGCAUCUCUCUGCCCCAUACUGUAUAUUUUCAUUGAGAAGCAAUUUCACCACAGUAUAAUACUUCUGUCUACACAAGCAACAAGAAUCAAUGAUAGAAGAAUGUAACCUAACAAAAUGGUUCUUUAGUGGCAAAUAAAUAUGGCCGAAAGAAAGUAUAAUAUUCAUGACUCAGGAUAAAAGAUAAGGACAUGGAAAUAAUCUACUAUAUUUACGGUACAUAUAUGGUUAUACUGCAAGUAGAUCUGUAUUUACAGUAAUUGCAUUAGAUUGGCUGAUACAGACCAUAACAGAACAGCAGACACUCUCAUGCUCUGUGUAUUGUACUUUCACAGCCAAAGAGAAAGACAAACCACAGGACAAAAAAGGUUAGUAGGACCAGUCCAGGAAAAGACAAGUCCUGCAAUGUUGUUUGUAAUACUGUUGAGAGUUUAUAUUGCUUCACAUGUUGCAGUUAUAACUAAACUGUUCAAAAUAGAUAUACGCAGAUGUACAUAUAACAUAUACAAAGUAUUUGUGUGCCAUCAGAUGCUAUCAGUUAAUUUUAGCUGUCAUUAUGGUGUGUACUUAUGUUCUCUUGCUAGCUGGGACUGCCAUAAAGGAGAAGAGAGUGAAAGAGACAGCCAAACCACACAUCAAAUCAGAGGACAAAAAAGCCAAACCAAAAGACAAAGCAGAGGACAAAAAAGAAGACAAAGUGAAGAGGAAGAAGGAGGAAAAGACCACUGUUGAGGAAAAGGCCAAGAGGGAAGAAACAGAUAAAGAUGACAAUGUCUCAGUCCCUGCGAAAGAGCCUGAUACUGCCACUGCUGACCAGAAGAAGCCAGGCAAGAUCCCCUACUUCCAGUGUGUUGUGUACCCCGGCAAGUCCAAGCAAGGCCAAGGAGGCGCUCCCUGGAGACCCCUCGGCCCAAACAUGACCCCAGCGAUGACCACCGCCAUGCGGGCAGCCAUGGAACAGAGGGCUUCCCUCAUGGAGGCCAGAGCCAGGGCAGGGGGACAAUAGUAAAAAACAACCACAGCCCUUCCGGACAUCAACUCUUC